CAGACGGUACAUGCUCCAACUACAAGGCUUGGCGCUAUGGUGUCGACAAGCACCUCCUCAGUCGCAAGGUGAAGGGGCUCGAGCUCACCGCCGUUCUUCUCAACAUUGGUGACGGCAAAGAGCCUCCUAAACCCAAGAGGUCUGGCAAUCCAGCUAAUGGCGCCGCCAAAGCAGUUUAUACUGCUGCACUGCUCAAGUACAUGAAUUGAGAGAAGGCCGAUGGUGCGGUGAUUAGUGUUUUCAUGGGCACCACUCCUCCCGAACUCGUCGAAACGUACCACAACUACCCGUCUGCCAACGCCAUUUGGCUCCACCUCGAAGACCGCUUCCUCAACAAGACUGCAGUGGGAGUUGCUAUACUCAUCCCCAGCAUGUUCCAAAUGUGCUUGGUUUGUGCAUGACAUCGAGCACAUUCCAACGAGCCAAGAAUUGUUGGAAUCGGAGCACAUAUGAAGAAGUUAUGAAGAAAUGUUUGAUGGAUUUGUUACAACUCAUUGGAAGUCCUUGUGAGCUGCUACACCAAAGUUGGAGAGCCCUAUAACGAGGAGGGACCAGCAUGUGUGGGACUUUUGUCCCCACCCUGCAGCUGCAGCAUUUGGGGUUUGGAGGCCAACCUGUCCAAGGAGGCAGCUCAACCCAAGAUUCUGGCAUUGCAGCGCAAAGGGGAGCGCAUACAAGCCAGGGGUCACUGCUUAAGGAGGUGCUGAAGAGCUUCACCAUUGAGAAGUUCUCUGGAGAUGGCUAUGACGAUUGGGCAUGGAAGAUGCAGCUCUACUUUCGACAAAUUGGCCUCUUGAAGCUCAUGAUUGGAACGGAGCCAAGGCCAAAGGAAAUGGCAGAGCAAGCGGACUGGGAUGAACGUUCAUCUGCUGGGUAUUAUCUACUGUCACAAAGCUUGGAGCUGAACCAGAGGCAUCGCAUCAUGCAUCUGCUACCGGAAAUUGAUUGUGGGCCCAAGGCAUGGGCAGUGCUCAAGGACCUGCACGCUCCGACAUCGGUUGCCGCUUCUCUCAUGCUGGAUCGGGAGCUGUCCAUGCUGCGGUUGAGCGAGAAUGAACCUGUGCAGCCCGUACUGGACAAGAUGAGGGAACUCUACGCGAAAUUGGCGAUUGCAGGCAUCACGUACCCUGAGCAGACUAAAUUCUGGAAGAAGAUUUUCGUCGCUGUACACUGCGCGGAGGUGAUGACAGCACCAGCGGCUAUGCCAUGCAAGGGACAUGGAGGGAUCGAGGGCGUGGCAAUCGCGGUCGCUCCUACUACAACCAAGGUGGUCGCGGGACUUGGAACCAGCGGGGGCGUGGUGGCGCUGGUGCAAGAGGAAGAGGUGGUCACUCCAACAAUGACAACAGUGAACCACGCUUGAGGGGAGAGUGCUGGUAUUGC
Closterium sp. NIES-67 is the source of this 1383-nucleotide messenger RNA. The record is from the annotation of a GenBank genome assembly. NCBI's taxonomy places the organism in Eukaryota, Viridiplantae, Streptophyta, Zygnematophyceae, Desmidiales, Closteriaceae.